This is a messenger RNA of Ailuropoda melanoleuca (giant panda), 438 nucleotides long. RefSeq names its product epididymal secretory protein E3-beta-like. NCBI's taxonomy places the organism in Eukaryota, Metazoa, Chordata, Mammalia, Carnivora, Ursidae. The transcript has a single exon. Bases 1 to 438 code for a protein of 145 amino acids. The record is from RefSeq and is a predicted model, not a curated record.
AUGGCAUCCUCUCUAAAGGUCCUAGGCCCUCUCUUGGCCCUGCUAGUUCCCCUAGGCGGGCUGCUCGUCCGCAGUCAGAACCCUUCCUGGAGGGAAUUCAUGAAACAGCACUACCUGAGCACAAGCUGGAAAUUUAGCAACUGCAAAUGCCAUGAUCUCGUGCGGGAAAGAGAAGCUCCCCAAGACAGGAACUAUCACAUCUUCAUCUAUACCUUUUGGCACAAAAUCGAGCAUAUUUGCCUCAGGAAGUGGAGAUGCCAUUCCAGAAAUGUAUACAUAUGGGCCCAGCAACCCUUCAAAAUACUCCAGUGCCACCAGGAGGGUAACGGGAAGAGCUACCGAGAGCACAGCAGCUACAGCUACACUGAAUUCCACUGCAGCGUGGACGGGCACGUCGGCGGCACAGAGGACAUCCAGUUGUUAGACAUCAAAAAAUAG